CGCGUCGUUUUCUGUACUGCUCUGAAUCAAGAUUUGGCCAGUGAACACGUGUUGGAACUUGGAGUGGAUGGAUAGUCAAUUCUAAUUAAGUCACCUUUUUUUUAAAGUAUUAUUCAAGAUUUGAAGGAAGAAUUUAAAUGUGUAUAUAUAUCGACAAUUUAAAAUCAAUCAAGUCCAAAUAUUUACCAUUUGACCGCCUUACACUAUUUCGUUUUGUGCCACAAUGAAGUACAUCCUGGUCACUGGUGGUGUCAUCUCAGGCAUCGGGAAGGGCAUCAUAGCCUCCAGUGUGGGAACCAUCCUCAAGUCAUGUGGUCUGCGUGUCACCGCCAUCAAGAUUGACCCCUACAUCAACAUAGAUGCAGGGACCUUCUCUCCGUACGAGCAUGGUGAGGUGUUUGUGCUGGACGAUGGGGGUGAGGUGGAUCUGGACCUGGGGAACUACGAGAGGUUCCUGGACAUCAGACUGACCAAAGACAACAACCUGACCACCGGCAAAAUCUACCAGUCUGUCAUCAACAAGGAGAGGAAAGGAGACUACCUGGGAAAGACCGUACAGGUGGUGCCCCACAUCACUGAUGCGAUCCAGGAGUGGGUGAUGCGUCAGGCCAGAGUACCUGUUGACGAUGAUGGUGUGGAGCCUCAGAUCUGUGUCAUCGAGCUAGGAGGCACUGUGGGAGACAUCGAGAGCAUGCCUUUCAUCGAAGCCUUCAGGCAGUUCCAGUUCAAGGUGAAGAGGGAGAACUUCUGUAACAUCCACGUCAGCCUGGUCCCACAGCCCAGUGCCACAGGAGAGCAGAAGACCAAACCCACUCAGAACAGUGUCAGAGAGCUCAGAGGACUCGGCCUGUCUCCUGAUCUGAUCAUGUGUCGCUGCUCCACUUCCCUGGAGAACUCUGUUAAAGAGAAGAUCUCCAUGUUCUGUCAUGUAGAACCUGAACAGGUGAUCUGUGUGGCAGACGUGUCGUCCAUCUACAGAGUGCCUCUGCUACUGGAGAACCAGGGGGUGGUGGGCUACUUCUGUCAGAGAUUAGACCUUCCUAUAGAGACACGCCCCAGGAAGAUGCUCACUAAGUGGAAGGAGAUGUCUGACAGGUCAGACAGGCUCCUAGAGCAGUGUUCUAUAGCCCUGGUGGGGAAAUACACCAAGUUCACAGACUCCUACGCGUCAGUCAUCAAAGCGCUAGAACACUCGGCCUUAGCCAUCUGCCACAAACUGGAUAUCAAGUAUAUUGACUCAGCAGACCUGGAGCCAAACACACUGAAGGAGGAGCCUGUGAAGUACCAUGAGGCGUGGCAAAAACUCUGCAGUGCUGAUGGCAUCCUGGUACCUGGAGGGUUUGGAGUCAGAGGGACAGAGGGGAAGAUCCACGCCAUCAACUGGGCACGCAAACAGAAGAAACCCUUCCUAGGUGUGUGUCUAGGGAUGCAGCUGGCUGUGUGUGAAUUUGCCAGGAAUGUGCUAGAAUGGGAAGAUGCCAACUCUACAGAGUUUCAUCCCGAAUCAAAGCAUCCUGUUGUGAUUGACAUGCCAGAACACAAUCCUGGGCAGAUGGGUGGGACCAUGAGGCUGGGAAAGAGACGGACCAUUUUCAAGACCACCAACAGUAUACUAAGAAGACUUUACGGAGAUGCUGAGUACGUGGAUGAGAGACACCGACAUCGCUUUGAGGUGAACCCAGAGCUGAAGGAUCACUUUGAGGGGAAAGGCUUUCACUUCGUGGGUCAAGACGUAGAAGGCGAGCGAAUGGAAGUCAUCGAGUUAGACGAUCAUCCGUAUUUCGUAGGAGUGCAGUAUCAUCCCGAGUUCACCUCUCGCCCCAUCAAACCAUCACCUCCCUACUUUGGCCUCCUGCUGGCAUCAGCCGGGAAACUACAGAGCUACCUACAGAAGGGCCGCUGUCUGUCUCCACGGGACACAUACAGUGAUCAGAGCGGUAGCAGCACCCCAGACUCAGAAAUAGUUGAGUCCAUCUCACAGGAACGUGUGACCGAGGGAAAGGAACAAUGAAAAAGGAAAUCCCUUUCUAAACGGAGGAUCAAGACAUUUGACGUGUCUUGAUGGAACUGACUCUUUACCCAGGAUAACCCCCUUGAGAUGAAACCAAUGGAUGGAGCGUCUCGUUUCAUCGAAACACUGAAUGUCCUAAGGAGCCCCCCUCAAUAUUAACCCUGCAAUGUACAGACAAUUUCUUGUUAAUUUAUUGCAGUAAAAGGGCUUUACGAGAGGAAAUAUCAUUCAACCUGGCUCAUGACCAUACAGCAACCAAUAAUGUCUUAUUUAGCUUCACUCAUUGGAAGGAUGUGAGCCUUCUCCAUUUCUCCAGCAGCAGCUGCAUACAGGCCGUUAGUAGAAUUCCCACGUCAUUGGAUGUUAUGCGGGCAGGAGAAGGCCAUUAUGAUGUAUGACCGGCCUCAAUCAUUUUUUCACAAGACCUGAGAAUAAAGUAAUGUUUUAGUGGCUGGAGACAAUUUGUAUCAUACACUUUGAAGGCGCCGUUCUGAUCUCAGUCCCAUAUCCGCAUGUUUCAUCCAUCAGUCACAUUUUAAAAAGAUAUCAAUCAUUGAUCAGAACACACCAGACCCUGCACAGAUGACUGAUUAGCACGAGGCAAAACAGAAGUACCUUAAAACCCGUAUUACGGGUAUAUCAACGGUGAAGUGUAAUUGGUCAAUGCCAGUCACAAGACCUGCAAAUGAAAUAAAGUUUAGCAUCUUGAUAUAUACACACAUUAUAUUUAAGGAUUUACUCUGAUCUUAAGUCCCAUAUCUGCAUGUUUAAUCCAGCAAUCACAUAAAGGUAUCAGCAUUGAUCAGAACAUACCAGGCCCUCUGAAGAUAAGUGAGUGUUAUUUAUCCCCCCCAAAAUAACAGUUCGGGAUAUACAUACAGAUUGACAUUCCCAUCAAGGGACCUGGAUUGGGCCAUUACAGCUUAAGUGUUAAGGCACACUUGUACCUCCAUACCUGCAGAAAUACCAAGUCAGACAUGAGAAAUUCAGCCGCGCACAAGUUAAGCUCCAACGGCAGGAUUUACAUUGGUGGAACUAUCAAAGCAACAUUACUAUGGUUCAAAGAUGCAGCUAAAUAUCUGUAGGACAGUAGAGUGACUACCUCAGGCACAGAGAGGCUAGGACAGUCAAAGACUCCCCAUUUCUCUGGCAUGAACUUGGAGAACCAAAGGCUACAGACAGAGCCCGGGUCCUUAGGAUAGCAUGCGACCAGAUAACACUUAGUUUUAAAAAAUCCGUACCCGCUGUUCAAUCCCAAGGUGAUUGGGUCAUCACCGCUGCCAUUUCAGUUGGUACGAGUCCUGAUGAGAAACAAAGUGACCUUAGUGGGAUGAUCAAUCUAGGUUCAUUUCCAUUCCAAAGCAUGGAUGUUUAACUCAUUACUACUUUCAAUAAACAGGCUCAGAAGUUGAA
Messenger RNA from Oncorhynchus kisutch (coho salmon), 3424 nucleotides. Its product is annotated as CTP synthase 1. NCBI's taxonomy places the organism in Eukaryota, Metazoa, Chordata, Actinopteri, Salmoniformes, Salmonidae. The transcript is spliced from 17 exons. Gene Ontology annotation, biological process: CTP biosynthetic process; pyrimidine nucleobase biosynthetic process. Gene Ontology annotation, molecular function: CTP synthase activity; identical protein binding. Gene Ontology annotation, cellular component: cytoophidium; cytoplasm. Bases 224 to 2011 code for a protein of 595 amino acids. The record is from RefSeq and is a predicted model, not a curated record.